This is a messenger RNA of Nyctereutes procyonoides (raccoon dog), 3325 nucleotides long. RefSeq names its product alanyl-tRNA synthetase 1 (gene AARS1). The transcript has 21 exons. Gene Ontology annotation, molecular function: nucleic acid binding; aminoacyl-tRNA deacylase activity; amino acid binding. Gene Ontology annotation, biological process: tRNA modification; alanyl-tRNA aminoacylation. Lineage: Eukaryota; Metazoa; Chordata; Mammalia; Carnivora; Canidae. The coding region runs from base 86 to 2992 and encodes 968 amino acids. The record is from RefSeq and is a predicted model, not a curated record. Gene Ontology annotation, cellular component: cytoplasm; mitochondrion.
GGGCUGUGCGGGUUUCUGUCUGUCGUGGCUCCGGGCCCGUGCCGCGGAGCGUCUGAGGGAGCAGUUCCAUAGGGCUACUUUCAAGAUGGACUCGACCCUAACAGCAAGUGAAAUCCGGCAGCGAUUUAUAGAUUUCUUCAAGAGAAAUGAGCACACCUAUGUUCACUCAUCUGCCACCAUCCCAUUGGAUGAUCCCACUUUGCUUUUUGCCAAUGCGGGCAUGAACCAGUUCAAACCCAUCUUUCUGAACACUAUUGACCCAUCUCACCCUAUGGCAAAGCUGAGCAGAGCUGCCAAUACCCAGAAAUGCAUCCGGGCUGGGGGCAAACACAAUGAUCUAGAUGACGUUGGCAAGGAUGUCUAUCAUCACACCUUCUUUGAGAUGUUGGGCUCCUGGUCUUUUGGAGAUUACUUCAAGGAAUUGGCAUGUAAGAUGGCUCUCGAGCUUCUCACCCAAGAGUUUGGUAUUCCAGUUGAGAGACUUUAUGUUACUUACUUUGGUGGGGAUGAAGCAGCUGGUUUAGAACCAGACCUGGAGUGCAAACAGAUCUGGCAAAACUUAGGGCUGGAUGACACCAAAAUCCUCCCUGGCAACAUGAAGGAUAACUUCUGGGAGAUGGGUGACACGGGCCCGUGUGGUCCCUGCAGUGAGAUCCACUAUGACCGGAUUGGUGGCCGGGAUGCUGCACACCUCGUCAACCAGGAUGACCCCAAUGUGCUGGAGAUUUGGAACCUUGUGUUUAUCCAGUAUAACAGGGAAAGCGAUGGCAUUUUGAAGCCUCUUCCUAAGAAAAGCAUUGACACAGGGAUGGGCCUGGAGCGACUGGUGUCUGUACUGCAAAAUAAGAUGUCCAACUAUGACACUGACCUUUUUGUUCCUUACUUUGAAGCCAUUCAGAAGGGCACAGGUGCCCGGCCAUACACUGGGAAAGUUGGUGCUGAUGAUGCUGAUGGGAUUGAUAUGGCCUAUCGGGUACUGGCUGACCAUGCCCGGACCAUCACCGUGGCACUGGCCGAUGGUGGCCGACCUGACAACACAGGACGGGGGUAUGUGUUGAGACGGAUUCUCCGCCGGGCUGUUCGAUAUUCCCAUGAGAAACUCAAUGCCAGCAGAGGGUUCUUUGCCACAUUAGUAGAUGUUGUCGUCCAGUCCUUGGGAGAUGCAUUUCCUGAGCUGAAGAAAGACCCAGAUAUGGUAAAGGACAUCAUUAAUGAAGAAGAAGUGCAAUUUCUCAAGACUCUCAGCAGAGGGCGCCGCAUCCUCGAUAGGAAAAUUCAGAGCCUGGGAGACUGUAAUACCAUUCCUGGGGACACUGCUUGGCUCCUCUAUGACACCUAUGGGUUUCCAGUGGAUCUCACUGGACUGAUUGCUGAAGAGAAAGGCAUGGUGGUAGAUAUGGAUGGAUUUGAAGAGGAGAGGAAACUGGCCCAGCUGAAAUCACAGGGCAAAGGAGCUGGCGGGGAAGACCUCAUUAUGCUGGACAUCUAUGCUAUAGAAGAGCUCCGGGAGAAGGGUCUGGAAGCAACAGAGGAUUCCCCAAAGUAUAAUUACCAUUCGGACUCCAGUGGGAGUUAUACAUUUGAGAACGUAGUGGCCACAGUGGUGGCUCUGCGCAGGGAUAAGAUGUUCGUGGAAGAAGUGUCCACAGGCCAGGAGUGUGGAGUGGUGCUGGAUAAGACCUGUUUCUAUGCUGAGCAAGGAGGGCAGAUCUAUGAUGAAGGCUACCUGGUGAAGGUUGAGGACAACAGUGAAGAUAAAAUGGAAUUCACAGUGAAGAACGCUCAGGUGCGAGGAGGGUAUGUGUUGCACAUAGGCACCAUCUACGGCAGUCUGAGAGUGGGGGACCAGGUCCGGCUGUUUAUUGACGAGCCCCGACGGAGGCCCAUCAUGAGCAACCACACAGCCACGCACAUUCUGAACUUCGCCCUUCGCUCUGUGCUCGGAGAAGCUGACCAGAAAGGGUCCCUGGUUGCUCCUGACCGCCUUCGGUUUGACUUCACUGCCAAAGGAGCCAUGUCCACCCAGCAGAUCAAGAAGGCUGAAGAGAUUGCUAAUGGGAUGAUUGAAGCAGCCAAGCCGGUCUACACCCAGGAUUGUCCCCUGGCAGCAGCUAAAGCCAUCCAGGGCCUACGGGCUGUGUUUGAUGAAACCUAUCCUGACCCUGUGCGAGUCGUCUCCAUUGGGGUCCCAGUGUCCGAGCUGUUGGAAGACCCCUCUGGCCCUGCUGGCUCACUCACUUCUGUUGAGUUCUGUGGGGGAACGCACCUGCAGAAUUCCAGUCAUGCGGGAGCUUUUGUGAUCGUGAGUGAAGAAGCUAUUGCCAAGGGUAUCCGGAGGAUCGUUGCUGUCACAGGGGCCGAAGCUCAGAAGGCCCUCAGGAAAGCGGAGAGCUUGAAGAACUCUCUCUGUGUCAUGGAGGCCAAAGUGAAGGCCCAGACUGCGCCAAACAAGGACGUGCAGAGGGAGAUCGCUGACCUUGGAGAGGCCCUGGCCACUGCAGUCAUCCCCCAGUGGCAGAAGGAUGAAUUCCGGGAGAAUCUCAAAUCUUUGAAGAAGAUCAUGGAUGACUUAGACCGGGCUAGCAAAGCUGAUGUCCAGAAGCGAGUGUUGGAGAAAACAAAGCAACUCAUUGACAGCAACCCCAACCAACCCCUUGUCAUCUUGGAGAUGGAAAGCGGUGCCUCGGCCAAGGCCCUGAAUGAAGCCUUGAAGCUCUUCAAGACGCAUUCCCCUGAGACAUCUGCCAUGCUCUUCACAGUGGAUAAUGAAGCUGGCAGGAUCACGUGUUUGUGUCAAGUCCCCCAGAAUGCAGCCAACCGGGGCCUGAAAGCCAGUGAGUGGGUGCAGCAGGUGUCAGGGCUGAUGGACGGCAAAGGUGGUGGCAAAGAUGUGUCUGCUCAGGCCACAGGCAAAAAUGUGGGCUGCCUGCAGGAGGCACUGCAGCUGGCCACCUCCUUUGCCCAGCUCCACCUGGGAGAUGUGAAGAACUGAAGGGUAGGGGCAGCUUCCACUGGGAAGCAUCCUUCACUUACCCAGUGCAUCCGUCCAGCCAGCUCUCCACCUGCCAUGAGGACAUUUGGAUCUUGGGACCUUUAAACAGCCCUGUCUGUCCUAACCCAGCAGUAACUGGAACUCACGCACCUGGGAGCUAGCCUGUGACUCAUUGCUCACGUUACAUUUCUGCCCUGAGCCCUCCCUACAUACCAGCGCCAUUUCUAAAACCACUACCCCAGGAUUGCUAUUUAUCAUUGUCAUGCUCGUGUCUGUAGAUAAGAGUUCUUUUAGGCCUCUCUGGUGCAGAGAAUAAAAGGACUAUGUGCAAUA